Molecule: messenger RNA, 3027 nt
Organism: Symbiodinium sp. CCMP2456
Lineage: Eukaryota; Dinophyceae; Suessiales; Symbiodiniaceae
Source: the annotation of a GenBank genome assembly
AUGUCUGAUGGUGCGGGCUUCCAAGUUUUUGUUGGCAGCCUCCCCGCUGACAUCUCCGAGGAGGAGCUGAAGUAUGUCUUUCAAAGCUACGGCGAUGUGAAGAACAUUCGAAUCUUGAGAGCAGAAGAUCGAAAAGGGAAGGGUGCCGACCUCAGCGAACUGAGCGGAUCAUGGCAUCGGCGGCUCAACCGAUUGGGCGCUGCGCGGCAGAGCGCCGACGCGGCACUGCGCGGCUUUGCAGAGCAGGAUGCAGCUUGGGCCGUGAGCCGCGAGCUGCUUAGCGACGCUGACCCAAAUGUGCAGUUCUUUGGCGCUCAAACUCUGUGCCGACGCGUGCAGCGGGCCGCACAGGGCUAUCCGGAGCCUGCAGCAGGCGACUUAAAGGACUGGGUGCCUGUGCUGCUGAAGCACCUCGAGACGGAUGCCACGAAGCCCUCGAAGCAGCAACUCGUUGUGGCACUGGCCGCAGUCGUUGUCGCUCUUUGCAGCACAACUUGGAAGACUGGGGUGGCGGAUCUUCUCGCUCUGGCCGAGCGGCAGCCGAAGAUCGCCUGGGGCACCCUGGUCAUCAUUCCCGAGCAGCUCUCAGAGGUUGUACACAAGUAUCUGAAGGCGGAUGCACGGACACUGGCCCUGUUACACCACGCCCAGGGGAUGCUCGACAUGGCAGUGAGAUAUCAGCCAACGUCGGACGAGGCUCCGACAGGGACGCUUGGAGAUCCAGACUUUUCGUUGGCGCUGCAGACUUUGACACAGUGGUCCAAGGUGAUGGGGCUGCAGCUGCUGGAGCACGAGGGCUUCGCCCAGUACCUCAUCGGGCUUUUGAGUGGUCCUGCGGGCAACUUUGAAGUCGUGAUGGAUGCCGUAGUGGAAGUCCUUCGCAGAACACCAGGUGCUUUCAUCAUAUACGAACCAGUGCAGACGCCCGUGCCAGCACUGGAAGGCCUCCUCGGUGCAGUCUCUCGAGCGAUGAAGGCUCUCCUGCCUACACUGCAGAGCGCGGCGCAGCAACAGGUCUCGCUCGACAUGGCUGAAGGGCGGCUGCUUCAACGCUGGGCCGAACUAGCUGGAACCCUGGUGGAGGCAUACACUCAGCUUCUUUGGCUUGAUGCCGAAUCUUCGGAGGUGCUGCUUGCCUUCAUCGGGGCCUGCUUCGUCGUGCAUCCACAAGUGGCACAAGCCGUGGCAGAGCUUUGGGCAAUUCUGAAGGAUGCACAGCGCGACAGCAAGCUCCCAGAGGGUGUGAUGCCAAAGAUCCUGCAUCGCCUGGUGGAGCCGUCUAUCCUGUCCUUCGUUCGUUUUGGACGUUUCGACUCGCCUCACACAGAGGACCGCAGCGACCUUGUGCAACUUCGCAGCUCCCAGCAGGACAUCCUGGUGGACAUGUACUGCAUCGCUGCGGGGACUGCCGAAGCCCAGCUGGUUCUCAAUGGCCUGUUUAGCAGCCUCGAGAAGUCUGAGUCUGCGACAGACUUGCUCGGCAUGGAGGUGGUUUGGUACGCGUUCCAAGGGAUCUCCGAAGUGUUGGCAGAUGAGCCAGCGAUCCCGGAUGUCUACAACAAGGUUCUGCCCACCGUUUUCAGAGUAUCCUCUGCGCCUGCAGAAGUUCUUUCCACGGGGGCGGCCUUGCUUCGAGGCUGCGGCCCUCACUUCGAGGAGCGACUCCAGGCCCACCUUGCACCAGCUGUACAGUGGCUUAUGUCCGUCGUGACGCAGAUCCCCCUGCAAGCCAGCGAGGUGAUUCAGGAGCUCUGCGGGUAUGCUGGCAAGCUUUUGCUGCCGCACUUCGAGGAGUUCCUGAAAGUGGUUUGUCAGGUAGCACAGUCAGCCCCAAGCGAAGUUGAUGCUUCUCUUCAUGGGGCAUUGGUUGGCAUCACGCGCGACCUUCCAGAUGAGCAAGCAGCCCUAGCGUUUGCAAACGUUUGUGAUGGUGCUGGGAUGCUACUGAAAAGCGGACUGGACAUUUCCAGUGAAGCAGGCCGAGCGAGCUUCCAUCGCGUGCUCAGCCGCCUGCUGCGAUGUGUGAGCGUCGCGGAGGAGGCUGGCACAGCACCAAUCACGGCUGGUGCGCCGAAAGCCUCGAGGACUGCAUCACGAUGUCUGGCCAGAUUCUUGCUUCUGCACUGGGCAUCUACCGCACCUUUGUGCCAGACCCUGCUGAUGGCAGCACCCGCUACGAAAGAUGCAGCAAAAGGAAAGCCCAUCUUUGAGUACUCCGAUGUGGCCGUGCAGGUGAACGUCUUGGCACUGCUACGUCGAGCUGCGAUGGCAGCUGCAGAGGUUCCCGAGGCGGCCCUGGCAGAGGGACUGGCGUCAUUGGCUGUGGCCUGUUGCAAGGAAGGGCAGUUGGCUCCGCUGUCUUCGAUGGCAGCGUUGUCAGCCAAUCCCGACGUGGCACGCAGCCACGUGAUGCCUCAUUUGGAUGUCAUCUCCAGCGCGGCAUUGACACAUGUACAGCACGGCCGCGCUGCAGAGGACCUGAUCCCUUUCCUUGAUCUUUGCUCCUGUCUGGCGGCUGCUGCAGGUGAUGCGCUGUUUGCCUCUCCACAGGUGCCGCCGCUGGCCCAACUUUCGGUGGCUGCAUUGGCUUCUACAGAGCAUGAUGUGCUGAAGCCUGUGCUGGUUUUCUUGCAGCGACUGCUUACGUCGCGAGCUCUCUCGCUGGGCGAAGGCGACGUCUCCAGCUUGGCACAAGCUAUAUUUGCCAGCUUCCACACGUGGCCAAGGAGCAUGAACACGCAGACCUUCAAGGUUUUCUCAGCCUUGGCGGAGAGACACGAGCAGGUCUACAUGUCCACCAUUGCAGCUGCCGCUGGAGCACCUUUCUUGGUGCAUCUUUCCCCUGCGGACAGGCUCUUAGCCCAGCAGGGCCUCGCCCGCCUGCGUGGGCCGAAGCUCCGAGCUCUGCUCGGAGACCUUGCGCUGCUCACCCGGGGCGAGGCUUCAGGGCCUUUUUACUCAGCUACUUUACUAGCAGCUAGCAUUAUUGACACUACUUGUCAGUUCCGGUAUUGUUAUGGUUCCUAG